UUUGAAUCCGAAGAGCUGAGCUGACAAGAUGCUGAACGAUAUCUGCAGAGUGUGCGGUAGGCAGCUGGGUCUCCAGAAGGGCUUAAAUCUUUUUGAUUUAGUCAAUAAAAGAUAUAUAAAGCAAUUACACAUGAUAACCGGACUAAGGUUGGAACCCUAUCCAAAUACUCCCGAUUUUAUGUGUCUACGCUGCAAGUCGGAUCUGAGAUCGGCAUUAGCUUUCCGUAGACUUUGUAUCAAGACCCAGCAGAAGUGGAUCGCCAUCGAGAAGGAAACUUCGUCUAGCGAAACGGAAAGUGAAUCGAAAUCUGAGCUCGAAUCGGUCAAUUUUGCUGACUCUAGUACUUUAUUGGGGAACGACGAUAAAAGGGAGCUAAAAGAAACUUUUCAUAUUCCUAAUAAAGAGGAGCCCCUGGAGCUCCAAGAAACUUUUCAAAUACUUAUUAAAGAGGAGCCCUUGGACGAAAGUCUGAUUCGAGAGCAGGAGUGGCAAGAGAAAGAGGAUUGUAUUCCAAAGAUAGAAGACCAGAAGAUUCCAAUAACAACUCAAGAACCCAAUCCCAAAGAUAAGAUCUUCAUAUGCGAGCUGUGCGGUACGCAUGCCACCAGCAAACCUUCUUUUCAACGCCACAUGAGAAAACACACGGGCGAGCGACCGUUCUGCUGCAAGGACUGUCAGGCAAGGUUUCUCUCUCCUGCGGAACUGCGUGCCCACUAUCGUGUCCACACCGGUGAGCAGCCGUAUGGCUGUCGCUAUUGCGAGAAGCGGUAUGUCAGCUACAUGGGAAGGAUGAAGCACGAGAGGACUCACACCAACGAUCGGCCCUUCGUCUGCGAGGAAUGCGGCAAGUCCUAUACCGACGCCUACAUUCUGAAGAAUCACAAGCUUAUCCACACGGGCGAGAGGCCGUUCAAGUGCGAUCUUUGUGACCGAUCCUUUCAGAGAAAAACCCAUUUGUCGGCGCAUUUCCGGUCGAUCGUCCACCACCUAAAUGUCGAAAGCCAGGAAAGCAACGCUGUAAAUAAUAAUGAAGAUAAAAUUUCUAAAGCUUGCGUAUUGUAAAAGGUAACAUUUCCUGAACAACAAAAGGGGAUAACAUUUUAAAUUUGUAAACAUUUUAAAAAUAAAACUACAAAAAAGGUA
Molecule: messenger RNA, 1144 nt
Organism: Drosophila ficusphila
Lineage: Eukaryota; Metazoa; Arthropoda; Insecta; Diptera; Drosophilidae
Product: transcription factor Ouib
Exons: 3
Coding region: 29-1063 (344 amino acids)
Biological process (GO): regulation of transcription by RNA polymerase II
Cellular component (GO): nucleus
Molecular function (GO): zinc ion binding; RNA polymerase II cis-regulatory region sequence-specific DNA binding; DNA-binding transcription factor activity, RNA polymerase II-specific
Source: RefSeq, a predicted model, not a curated record